AUUGUCUUCCAGUCACAGUUCACCGGUUGCUUUCCGACAAUUAACAGCCUCGGCAGUGAAAACCUCAGUGUGCGAGUGUGUUUUGUGUGUGUAGAAGGAGAAGGAUUUAUUUGUUCAAAAAGGACUUGGCAGUGUGCGCAGUGUGUUUGUGAGAACCGUCGUGUGAUCGCAAGACAGCUAACAGAAACAAAAAAACAAAACAAACAGAAGCAAAAGAAACGCAAUGAAGCAGUUCUAUGUGUUGUUCGCCGUCCUGGCCGUGGCCGUUGCCGCCCCAUCCUCCGAAGCCGACGGAAUACUAACCUCCGCCCUGAAGUUCGUGCGGGACUGUGGCGAAAAGUCGAUUGUGCUGUGCGCCAAGGAGCGUGCACUACGUCUGGCUGACGCCGCCGAAGGCGACUUCGAGAUCACCGACGGUAUCAAGUUUGUCCAGACCGAGCAGGCAGUCGGCAAGGGCCGCUCCCUGAACGACAUCUCCCUGCCCGCUGAGCCGGAGGCCCGCGAAUCCGAGAUCGAUGGACUGCUCGUUGAGCGUGCCGCCCGUUUCCUUGGCACCCACACCCUCCAGUUCCAGGUACCGAAGGAAUCUAUCGAGGACAUGCAGCGCUCGCUGGAUGAAGCUCGUGGCAAGAAGAAGAAGGUCAAGAAGCUGCUCCUCCCUCUGCUCCUCCUCCUCAAGUUGAAGGCCGCCGCUCUGCUGCCGCUCGCCCUCGGUGCCCUCGCCCUGAUCGCCUUCAAGGCCCUGAUCGUCGGAAAGAUCGCCCUCAUCCUGUCCGCCAUCAUCGCGCUCAAGAAGCUGUUCGACAAGAAGGGCGAACAGAGCUACGAGGUCGUUGCCCACCCGCACUACUCGCACUCGAGCUCGUACGACGAUCACCACGGAUACGCCCGCUCCAUGGACGCCGCCCAGAACCUGGCCUACGGCGCUCACGCUCAGUAAGCUUGCCAUAUUGUAGCGAGAAGCCAACGCGUACCCCCCGUGUACACGCACACACACACAGACCAACACACCCCGCAACAGUUUACCGUCGUACAGAGCCCGGCAGAGGGGCGAAAUGGUGGGGUUAAGGCUUUUUCCCGCGCUCUGAAUGGGAAUUGCCGCGGCGCCACCGACGCCCCGAUACCAACCACUGGGAGACAGGGUUCCGGAUUCGUCCACCCUCCCCACAGCAAAAAGCCCCCUCCCCCGUUCAGAACGCUGUCCCAGCCUAGUGCCGGUCCCCGAAUCGUAUUGGGGAUGUGGUUUUGGGUUUUGGCAUCGUCCGCAACGGACUCACACCACUAGUGGCAGGAGAUAGUUUUACAAGAGUGAGAGAGAAAGAUAAAAGAUAAACAGAGAGAGAGAGUGACAAACAGCGAGGGACACAGGAAUCGGGAUGGACUUGCCGUGGCACGCCACGGAACGGGAGUGCCCAGAGCGAGCCUAGAUUAAUUUAAUUUAUUUUGCAAAACAACCCCCCUCACACACACGCUCGCUCGUAGCCGGCCCUCCCUUCUUUCCGAGGCGUGUCCCGUUGCAGUCCCGUGCGCAAACACAAACAAUUUCUAACUCCCGCCCGCCCGCCUCUGCACACCGGCUAGCGCUCCCCUGGACGUACUAGCACGCGUGGACGAAGGACGUAUUUAAAUUAAUUUAUUAACCGCCAGGAUCAGGUCAGGUGUGCGCCCUUUGGGUUCUUUGUUCUUUGUGAACGAGAUAUUUAUUGUGAGCUCUAACAUGAUCCUUUCUUUUCAAUUUUUUUGUUUGUUUGUUUGCUCCACUUUUCACAACGUCCCCCCUCCCACAAACACACCCCCACACUCAAACCCUCCGACCCGCCAAUCUCUCUUCCAGUUGUUUUUUUCCGUCGCACGCCCGUUAGCAGCCGUCGCCGCCGCCGCCCCGACUCCGGCCAGAGUGGCUCGUGGGAUGGCGCCUGUUAGGAUGGGCAACCGGGUGUCCAUUUGUUUGAUUGGUGGUUUUUUGUGCGUGGUCCAAGUUAGCAUUGAACUUGCCCCCCUCGCCAAAGAAGUUUUCACUGCCAGGUGACCUUAACCGGCCUUGCUCGCCGUCUUGCCGUUGGGUUGCUGAUUCUUCGGGAGCUCAACCCUCCUCUACUUGAGCAUCUUCACAGCUUCCAGCUGUAGCGGCCACAGUGGCCCUCUUACCCACCGCGGCUCUAUUAGCACCUCUCACACAUACCUCUAGCACGCUCUCUGUGCAGUCUAUAUGUGUCGUCUCGCUCUCGAGACAGUUCUACACGGCGACCGAUGGGACAGCUUCGACCGAUCAUGAGAUUCGGUUCGAGAUCGCGUACACUGCAAAGUGGGUCACAGCUGGUUGUUUGUUCUUUUUUUUCGGCAAAGAUGUGCCGGGCGGUUAUAUUUCCGCUGACGCUGCGAUCUGUGCGCCCAUUUUCGGCCAAAUUGGUUUGGCAUCUCAAACCGGUUCCGCUGAGCAAUGGGCGAAAGGAGAAUGAAAAAAAUGGUGACAGAUAACGGUUUUGGCGAAUCAGAACGGCCCGUUCUCACAAACAACCAGCGCGGUACGACCCGAAUCCAGGUGGUUCGACGGCCAGCUUCCGUCCGAGCCGUGGCCAAUGGUCUGACUUUAAACACUCACAAAAGUUUAUAUUAAACUAACUAGCUUUUCACUUUCUUCACGCACGCUUCGCAUGCGUAAGCUCAGCUGACACUACUAUCCGGCGAGGAACUCCGCCUCGCCGUUCUAUCUUCUGGAAACGCUAUGAUUCCACAAUCUGUGCAUCGUCUUCUCUAGAUACUAUCGUCUGUAGCUAUUCCAACCACGAGACAAAAUGGGCUAGGGCAGUUGAGCGGAACACGAUCAGUACCAAUUAAGCUCAGAGGACCUCCAAGAUUGCAUUACCCAAGGUGCUUUUCUCAAUCCUCCCCCCAAAGAGGAACGACAAUGCUGUGCCAUGGGGAAGGCAAGGCGACACUGCGGGGCUGCGGCAGGAAAGAACGUUUUGUAAGAAUGAUCUGUUCUGUUAUUUAUUGUUUAAAUUAUUGUAUCUUUAAUGCGCCCAUUUCCGUUUGCGCUUCACGCACGUUUGGCGCGUGUUUGCGUUCGGUGGGAAAAUCAAUCCAAACAAAAAUUUGACAGGAAUGAAAUAAUAAAAUGAAUCGAAAAAAUAAAAA
Anopheles arabiensis is the source of this 3138-nucleotide messenger RNA. RefSeq lists its product as uncharacterized. The record is from RefSeq and is a predicted model, not a curated record. NCBI's taxonomy places the organism in Eukaryota, Metazoa, Arthropoda, Insecta, Diptera, Culicidae. Bases 224 to 940 code for a protein of 238 amino acids. The transcript is spliced from 3 exons.